AUGGUGAAGCGUAAAGAGAGACAGCGCGACGGAUUGAUUAGUCGAUUCGAUGUCCCGCAGCAAGGGUAUAGGCAGCAGCAGCGGACUAAGGCCAGGCACAGCGAUAGUAUUCUCAGAACCUGCACGGAAACGUCGAGCACCCGGGGGGAAAGAGCGAAAGAGCGAGAGCGAGCGAGAGAGAGAGCCCAGAGAGGGAGGGGGCCACACAGGAAAGUGAGAAAGAGAGAGGGGUGGGGGACCCGCCAGAAAGUGAAAAUCGAGAAGAAAGUGGAUGGAUUUGCUGGAUUUGCUGGCCCACAGGAACAACCGGCGGCCCAAGAUUUCCUCACUUCUAGAGCCCAUCCACGAUCUGAGAGGCCAAAAGGUGGAGACCAUGAAUGGAAAUUGGCUCCCGUCGCUGGUCUUGAAUGGAUCACCAGAACGCGCGAUGGAUCUCCGGCCGAUGAAGUCGUGUUGUGUGUGGUUUGUGCUGCUGCCGCCGCCGCUAACUACUCAAUCCCAUCGUGGUCGAUCGAUCGAUCGACCGGCGGACCCCAAAGCAAUAUCCCGUCAUGGAUUGCAGUUGAAACAGCAUAG
Molecule: messenger RNA, 576 nt
Organism: Aspergillus piperis CBS 112811
Lineage: Eukaryota; Fungi; Ascomycota; Eurotiomycetes; Eurotiales; Aspergillaceae
Exons: 8
Coding region: 1-576 (191 amino acids)
Source: RefSeq, a predicted model, not a curated record